UUCGCAGGUGGCUCAAAUCCCAGCCAUAGCCACUCCAUAUUGGCACCGGGUAAAUCCUUCCGGUGCCAGACGUUCUGAGAUCGACAUUCCGAGAAAUUUCGGUGAUUUGGAGCUGAAAAUCCAAUGCUGGGCCGCCUUUGGCUCGUUCUGAGCCUGGCGACGGCCAGCUGUGAUGUAGACUGUGGUGAUGAUGAUGAAGAUUUAAUAAAAAUGACGCUGCUACAGAUGUCGUUCACCAUGCCGCGAGAGAUCACGAGGAAUGAAUCGGAGACUGAGCUGCAAGACGAGGUCGCCACAUCCAUGCUACAGACCAAUCUGGAGGUUGCCAAACCUCAACAGAUCGAGAUUUGCCUGGAUGAGCCUCGAUUGGGACCCUUGGAAUUUCACGCACAGUUCAAUGCACUGCGAUCCUUCGGGGCGUUCCCCCAGCAAUGCAGGAACAGCAGCCUGGAGCAUCUGGAGCUCUUCCAAGAGAGUCCUCCCUUAGGUCGCUUGCGGACGAAGAAUCGAGGACAUGAGGUGACGAUCAUCAGUUCAUACAUGGCCUUCUACGUGGUCUGUGUCGUGUCCAUGAUCUACUUCAUGACAAAUCCUCCCAACCAUUUGUACAAGGAAGUCGAAUACCGCGCGCCGCGGUGUAAGAUGGUCUCUGACGUGGAUGUGGAAGAAAAGACCUGGAGAGAAAGUUGGAUAGGUUGGCUUGCUGUGAGUUGGGCAAGUCCUUGGGUGGCACGCUGGGGACACUCUCAGGAUGCUGCUAUGACCAAGAUCAGGGCGAGCGAUUUGCCUCAAGUUGGUGGAAAAGAGAUGCAAGCGCGGGAGUGCGCGGCACUGUUUGAGAAGCUUUGGAAGGAGGAAGUUGACCGAUGUGGAGAAUUCAAAGCAAGCCUUGCAAGGGUCAUCAUCAAGAUCUAUGGCAUUCGAACCAUGUUUUACUUGAUGCUGAUCAUGGCGCUUCAGAUCGUCGUGUCUCAAGUAUACUCAGUUUAUUUGGUUCAGAAAGCAUUGAGUUAUUUCCAAUGGGUCCAGAAUUACUGGCAGGAGCAUGGAAUUUUACCUGACCUUCGCGAGCCACUCUUCAUGGCUAUGGCGGUUUUUUCGGCUCUUCCCAUGAGCAACAUCUUGCUGAGCUCCAUUAACAACCAUGUCUCGUGCCGACUGGACCAGAGGCUCUGUGGUGGUCUCUCUUUGGCACUGUUCCGCAAAGCGCAACGGCUGCCAUGCGCCAAGCUCAACGCGGACGCCGAGGGCCACGACGAGGAAGUCAACAAGGCCACUGGUGGGAUUGUGCAUAUGAUCCAAGCCGACCUGAUGACUCUCAUCAAUUAUGAUGUGAACACCAACAUGCAAGGCUGCUACACCUGGCUGUGCAUGUGUGUGAACUCCACCAUCAGUGUUGUGAUCUUGAUGAUCCUCUUGUGGAAUCGCCUGAAAAUGGCCACCUUUUGGGCCAUCGCCGUGGCCUUUCCCAUGGUUUUCUUCUCGAUGGCAAUGAGUGCUGGCUUGGGCCAUGCCAUGUUCCGCUUGCAGGAGUGCAUGGACAAGCGCAUCUCCACCUUGCGCGAAGUCCUCUUUGGCAUCCGCGUGGUGAAAUGUUACGCCUGGGAGGAGGCCAUGCAGCGACGGAUCUCGCAGAUGCGCAAAGAGGAGGUUCGGAGUAUCACCCGCUACUACAGUUUCCUGGGCAUCUUUGUAGGGAUCUUCCUCACCUUUCCAAGAUUGCUGAUCCUUGCGGGGAUUUGGGGAUACUCAGCCAUUUAUGGACAUCAUGAUGUAGCCACGAUCUUCACAUGCAUGCAAAUCCUCUCCAACCUGAAGAACAACUGCGAUUUGUUCACCAAAUCCUUUGGUCGUGUCAUUGUGAUCCGCCCAAGUGUGCUCCGGAUUGAGAACUUUCUCAAGAUGACGGAAGCACCAGUGUUGCCGCCCGAGAAAACCCCAAGCUGGGUUUCCAUGUGGCAUCAGAGCAUGGUCAGCGAUGAGCCAAUGCUGACACGCAACGCUCCGAGGAAUUUGGUGUUGAAAGGCAGCUUCAAAUGGGGUCCAGAGACUCCGGCAGUUCUUCAUGAUCUCAAUUUAGAAGUGAGUCGCGGUUCUCUCAUUGCCGUGGUAGGAGCCGUUGGGUCAGGCAAGAGUACACUGAUGCAAGCGAUUUUGGGAGAGCUUUAUCCUGUGGAUGAAUCCGUGGCGCACAUCAGCCGGCCAGAAGUGAUUGCUUAUUGUUCACAGAUCCCUCACAUUGCCGAAGGCACCUUGCGGGAUAAUAUCAUCUUCGGCCAAGAGCCGGAUGAGGAUCGCUACAAAGCAGCGAUUCACGCUGCAUCCCUGGAAAAUGAUUUGAAGAUGUUCCCUGCGGGUGACAGAGUCCCCAUCGGCAGCCGAGGGGUUGCACUUUCAGGUGGGCAACGUGCACGAAUUUCGAUGGCCAGAGCAGCGUACCAUUUGGGUGCAGAGCUCAUGCUGUUUGAUGAUCCUUUUGGUGCUGUGGAUGCCCCCACCGCUAUGGCCUUGCUGGAAAGGCUCCUUCUUGGUCCGCUGCUGAAGGGCAAGACUCGAGUAGUGAUACUUCAGCCGGAUGCGGAGCGCCUUCGCCACUUUGACCAAUUGGUGGUCCUCAGCAAUGGACGUCUCGUGGAGAGUGGCACACCGGAAGAAGUCAUGAAAUCGCAGGCCUACACAAGUCUGCUUCAAACAGCUCCCAGUACAUCUGGUACCUUCUUGGACGAAGGGCCUGCCAUGGUCCGAUCUGCAACUCCCGACCGCGAGGAGAAAGCGGAGAAUUCCUCCCUGCGGGAAGAGGAAGCUGAAGUUCGACCCACAGCAGAGAUGGUGAGUUACUAUUGUCGCAUGGGAAAGUGGAGAAAUAUCUUGAAUUGUUGCUUGAUCUUCUUCAUUCAGGUCUACAUCUACCUUUUGUGCGACCUUGUCCUGGCGACAUGGACCAACAAGAUGUCCAAGACACCCGAGAUGGAUGACAAGCCGUACCUCUUUGGAUAUUUGUUUUGGCUGAUUUUGGGGACGAUUUUCUGGAUCAUUUGCUGGACCUUUGGUGAAUUUUUCACCCUACGGAUCUCUGCACAGAUCCACGGGGACGUGUUGCGUCGCAUUCUACGUGCUCCCAUCGACCGCUUCUUCGACAAACACCCGGUGGGUCGGAUCAUGAACCGAUUGUCGGCGGAUUUGUCGGUGGUGGACCUCUACCUCUUUAUGAAGGCCACCAGCACCAUUGCGAUUCUAUACCAAACCUUGAUUCCCCUGAUGUAUGUGCACAGCGUGCUGCCAGUGGCAGUUACCUUUCUGGCGAUCCCCUUCUAUUACCUCAUUUGGUCCUUUUGCGUGCGAUACUGGAACACCACAGUGCCAUUGAGAUACUGUAUGUCCAGUGCGCGAUCGGAUGUCAAUAGCUUGAUUUCAGAUGUGAUGAACAACAAUGUUGUGAUCCGUGCAUAUCGGGAUCAGGAGCGAAUCUCUUUGGAGAUGUGUGAUGCCUUAGACAACCAGUUGAAGGCUGGAUUGUUGGGUGAUCGUGUCUUGAGAAGAUGGCUGGUGAAUCGUGUGGUCUUCAUGUGGAGCUUCUACACGACCACUAUGUAUAUGGUGGGCCUUUUGAAUGCGAGUAGCAUUGGCCCUGGGACUUUGGGUCUUUGCUUGACCAAUCUUCUCCUCUUGGAGACUCUCAUUGAGCCCAAUUUGGAAGCAGCCACUGGAGCCCAGUUCGAAUUCAUUGCCUUGUCUCGGAUUCACGAGUACAUGGGCGUGCCUCAGGAAAAGGAUAUGAGGACUUAUGGAGACCAGCGCUAUCGAAGCUUCACAGCCCGGCUUUCUGUGAAGCAAUUGGGCAACUUGAAGUGGACUGCCUCUGAACGAGGUGUUGAGGUGUCGCGGCAGGGCAAGGUGGUGCUGCAGUCCAAUGCCGAGGGGACUGCCUUGGUCCCUGCCUUUGAUGGCGGCAAAGGAGGUCGCGGUCGCUGGGGGGACCUCUGCCCUACCAGUCCCGAGCUUCAGAAGGCGGAAGAUUGGCAUCGCAUCGUCUCAGUGAAUGACGUGACGAGCAAUGCCAAGGGGAUGGCCCAGGAGCUCUGCCGCCACAAAGUUUCAGCAGUGAGCUUUGCAGGAAACCAGCAGGUCUUGUUGGAUGUCCAAAGUGGCUGGCUCUAUGAUGGAGCGCAAAUCAAAGUGGAGAGUAUCCGUGCAGGUUAUGGUGACAUACAGCGAGAUGUGCUAAAGAACGUCAGCCUUACUUUUGAGCCGCGUACCAAGGUGGGUAUCGUGGGCACCACGGGCUGCGGUAAGAGCAGCUUCCUCCUGGUCCUGCUGCGCGUGUUGGAGCCGCGCGGCGGGCGGGUGCUGCUCAACGCCGUGGACACCAGAGACAUUGGGCUGGCAACGCUACGAGAAGCCAUGGGUUUGGUGCCACAGGAUCCAGUACUUUUUUCGGGCACUUUGCGGCACAACCUGGAUCCCUUCGAGCAGUUCACGGAGGGCCGCAUUUUGGAGGCGCUCCGAGUGGCGGGUCUGGCCGAGAUGGUCGCAGCGUUUCCCAAGAAAUUGGAGCAUCAGAUCAGCGACGAAGGCAGCAACCUGAGCUUCGGAGAGCGACAGCUGGUCUGCCUGGCGCGGAUGGUGCUGCGGCAACCCGCGGUGUUGCUGCUGGAUGAAGCGACGUCGGCGAUCGAUCCCAGUACCCAAGAGAAGGUGCAGGAGACUAUCAACUCGGCAUUUCCAAGCUCAACCCUUGUGGCAGUGGCCCAUCGGCUGGAAACCAUCAUGGACUUUGAUCAGGUGGUCGUUUUGGAGAAGGGCAGCGUGGCAGAGCAGGGCUCCGCCCAAGAGCUUCGCGAGAAGCCGCAGGGCUUGUUUCGAAGGAUGCUGGCGGCCAAGCGAUGAUGGCUGCGGUGGCAAAAUGGGCGCACAUGGAUGGCAUAGAUGUGCAGCACUGCAGCCCCGCCCAUGUGGGAAAGAGGUUUAGUUCGCCCGUGAAAACAUGUAAAUGCUGAGACGUUGUGUAGUUGAAGCUGAUCUAUGGAUGAUUUGUGGCAAGGCAAUUCGAAAUUGUCGCCCAUCAUUUUGCUAAUAGCCUGAAAGAGGCGGUGAAAAAGAGACGCUUCCCAGACUGACUGCCUUUGGUAUGUGGGUCG
Molecule: messenger RNA, 5138 nt
Organism: Cladocopium goreaui
Lineage: Eukaryota; Dinophyceae; Suessiales; Symbiodiniaceae
Source: the annotation of a GenBank genome assembly